This is a messenger RNA of Verticillium alfalfae VaMs.102, 1401 nucleotides long. RefSeq lists its product as hypothetical. Bases 1 to 1401 code for a protein of 466 amino acids. The record is from RefSeq and is a predicted model, not a curated record. NCBI's taxonomy places the organism in Eukaryota, Fungi, Ascomycota, Sordariomycetes, Glomerellales, Plectosphaerellaceae. The transcript is spliced from 5 exons.
AUGCUGCUUGCGAUGGGGGCUGCCCUCACAGCUUUGUCCAUCCUGAAUGUUGUGUCUGGGCAGAUCGUUGAGGCAACCGAUUGGAGUUGGGCCGGAAUUUACCCCAGCAGGGAGCUAGAGUGGCACAAGUGUUUCGACUGCGCUGGACAAUGCGAGGGCCGACUCGACUGUGCUCGUCUCGAUGUGCCGAUGGACUGGUCCGAUCCUAACGAUGACCGACGGGUAGGUGCCGGAGGAUCUGGUAAUUACGUGCUGCGACUCUAUGGCAAGUAUAUGCAGAGCGUUGUUGGUAAUAACCAUGUAAGCCCCUUGACCGUCUCGUCACGGAACGCAACUGAGAUCUCGGACCAGGAUCUCAUCUCAUUCGACCCCCGUGGCGUUGGCGCGUCGACUCCCCGCUACCAGUGCUUCGACCACCCUUCAGACAAGGUGACCUGGGACGCCCAGGACCCAGGCACAAUCGACGCGGACAGGUCCCUGAGCCUCGGCCCCCUCCUGUACGCCCGAGCCAAGGCCUACUCCUCCCUGUGCGAGCGGCAGGUACAGAAGACGGGCCUCGCCCAGAACUCGGGUACGGCCUAUGUCGCCCGCGAUAUGCUCGAGAUUGUCAACAAGGGGGACCCGGCGUUUCCUGACCUCAAGUUCUGGGGCUUCAGCUACGGCACGAUCAUUGGCGGCGUCUUCGCCGCCAUGUUUCCCAACCGCGUGGAGCGCAUCCUCAGCGACGCCAACGCCAGUUACCUGGAGUGGUUCCGGGGCGGGGAGCGGCAGUUUCUCGAUUCGGCCGAGGAUGUCAUGAACGCUUUCUAUUCCUACUGCCACAAGGCGGGAUCGGAACGAUGCGAGUUCUUUGACGAGUCGCCGGCAGCGAUUGAGAACAGGUUCCAUACCCUGUUCGAGACGCUGAGGAGGGAGCCCGUUGUCGUGAAGCCCAACAGAUGCACCGGGCCAGCGGUGCCGGAGCUCAUCACGUAUGCAAAGCUGAAGAUGCACCUUCGCGAGGCCCUUUACCAACCAUACUACGGAUGGCCGUACUUUGCGAAGAUUCUCGCUGCCCUGGAGCGUGGCGAUGGGAGACCCUUUUACGCAUUCUAUCACCCCACCCCCCAGGCGCCGGCGGAGUCGUGCGAGGCGCCUGUGUCGCCGUUCGAGCCUUUGGAGGGCAUGACACCCAGCACGCCCGACGCGUAUCCCUUCAUGCGCUGCGCUGAUCGGCCACAGGGAAGCAACCACACUCUCGAGGAGUUUGUGCAGAAUGCACGAGAUCUGAUGGACUGGAGUCCUUCGGUUGGGGCUGCCAAUCUGGACAACAUCCUGCGCUGUGUCGGCCGCACCACGGAGCCCAACUACAGCUACAAUGGUAGAGCUGUGACCGUAUCCCGAAGGCUGUUGGUAGACUGA